GUAUGCUAAAUACCUCUGGUUCCUUAUCCGGGAACUACCUCUUUCUCUGCUAUUGGGCCACUGGGUCACGUGGUAAAAGUAACUUUACAGGGCUGCUCGAAGAGUAGGAGGGCUUUAUGGAGCAGAAAAACGACAAAGCUAGAAAAAUUAUUUUCCACUCCAGAAAUUAAUGAUCAUGAGCUCGUAUUUGAUGGAGUCUAACUACAUUGAUCCGAAAUUUCCUCCAUGCGAGGAAUAUUCGCAAAAUAACUACAUCCCUGAGCAUAGUCCAGAAUAUUACAGCCGCGCGAGGGACACUGGCUACCAGCAUCACCACCAGGAGUUAUAUCCUCCUCCGCGGGCGACCUACCAAGAGCGCCAGUAUAACUGUGCAAGCAUCCCUGAACCCGACACGCCACGGGGACAUGGAAUACCCCACUCCGCGCACCUGCUGACAGGGAAAGGGCAGCCUGCUUCAUGUGAAACCCCACAGUUGUCUAUGUCCCCCGCCACCCCACCGGCCGCAACCUCCGCCUGCAACCAAGCCACCCCGGAGCAUCCGAACAGCACAUCCUCCUCCAAGCAGCCCGUGGUCUACCCGUGGAUGAAGAAAAUUCACGUCAGCACUGUGAACUCGGGUUACAAUGGGACGGAGCCCAAGCGCUCCAGGACAGCAUACACCCGCCAGCAAGUCUUAGAAUUGGAGAAGGAAUUCCACUAUAACCGAUAUUUAACUCGGCGGAGGCGCAUCGAGAUCGCCCACACCCUGGUUCUGUCCGAGCGACAGAUUAAAAUCUGGUUUCAGAAUCGCAGGAUGAAAUGGAAAAAGGAUCACAGGCUCCCGAACACCAAAGUGAGAUCAUCCACCACCUCCUCCUCCUCCUCCGCCUCCUCCACCACCUCCGGGUCCAACACAAGCGCAGCAGCCGGCGCUGUGGCCGCUGCCUCGGCCACUAACACAGGGGGCCCCGAUGAACUGACUGGAGCACAGCAUGGCGAGGAUAUUACCAGGUUAUAAACCAAGAGGAACUGGGUUAUUUAUAGAACAAUUAUAUAUUUUGUUUUCGUAGCUAUCGUGCGGUUUCCUUUAACUCCAAAGUUAUAUAAAAUGCAUGUUAUAUAGCAUGGAUUACUGCGAAUACCGAUGGAUUAUUUUUACGUGACACAGGGUUUAAUUUAUUUGAAGUUCAAUUAAAAUGUUUUUUAUUGAAAUGUUUUGAAUGAAGGAAAAAAAGUAGAAAAAAUAUACAUUUUAUCCAAAUGUUAUUGUGGGCCAUUCUUUCUUUUUCUUUUUCUUUUUCCUUUUUUUUUUUUUUUGCCCUGCUGCCCAAGGUGAAAUGCACAAUCUAUUUAUUUCAAACAACACUGGAAGCAAAUCAAUAUAAUAAUAGUUAUUUUUGGUAAAAAAAAAAUAAAAUAAAAUAAGAUGGACCACACCAUUGAUCUUGAACUUGUGUUUAGGAUAAUAAUGUGUGAAUUACCUCGUGUAUUUCAGGAUUAUUAUGUUUUUUUUUUUUAUUUAUUUGCAAUUUAGUUUUGUGGUGUUGAUGUUGUGUUUAGACCGUUAAAAAGCAGAUUAUUGUGAAAUGCAAUAAACGGAGUUUAGUGUUAUUGUGCUAAUCAUAUUGGUCAAUAAAACAGUGAGUGUCGACUAGUUUUACA
Thalassophryne amazonica is the source of this 1641-nucleotide messenger RNA. RefSeq names its product homeobox C4a (gene hoxc4a). Gene Ontology annotation, biological process: anterior/posterior pattern specification; regulation of transcription by RNA polymerase II; embryonic skeletal system morphogenesis. The record is from RefSeq and is a predicted model, not a curated record. Bases 170 to 997 code for a protein of 275 amino acids. Gene Ontology annotation, molecular function: DNA-binding transcription factor activity, RNA polymerase II-specific; RNA polymerase II cis-regulatory region sequence-specific DNA binding. The transcript has 2 exons. NCBI's taxonomy places the organism in Eukaryota, Metazoa, Chordata, Actinopteri, Batrachoidiformes, Batrachoididae. Gene Ontology annotation, cellular component: nucleus.